AUGGCCCAGGGCGAUGAUGUGUCGUUGCCGUUCGGCACGUCCCGCAAGUCGUACGCGCCCAGAGCGGAUCGGGUGGAAGCUGGUGCAGAACGUCGUGGUGCCCAUGGGGUGUGCGUCGCCGAGUUUGCCCUGGAGCAAGGCUGUCGUGCCGGCCCCAUCUUCGAACCACCGGCCUUGUUCGGCUCACUGGCAAGGCCCACUUCCCGGGCUGGUCGUGCACCUGCCGCCGCCGGCAUCGAGGAGCGCGGCAAGAGCGCCGCGGCCCACGUCGAGGCGGCCUCGCCGCGGCGGGCGCCUGUUGGAGCGUGGCAGGGCGGAAGUUCCGAGCUGAUGCGAAUCGAGCCAGGGUCGGAGGCCCUCGAAGUCGAGCCGAGCCGCAUCGGAGGAGUCGACGUGAGCCCCGCGGCGGCACGGCGCGGCGGCGGGCCGCCACCCGGGCCGGGCGCCGCGCUCCCAGCAGGUCCGCGCGGAGGCCCCGCCCUGGCGUGGUCGUGCACCCCGUCGGGUGCUGCCAGAAGUGCCCCUGGCCCAAGUUCGAGCGAGUGCUCGGCGUGA
Messenger RNA from Prorocentrum cordatum, 555 nucleotides. The record is from the annotation of a GenBank genome assembly. Lineage: Eukaryota; Dinophyceae; Prorocentrales; Prorocentraceae.